Molecule: messenger RNA, 3290 nt
Organism: Beta vulgaris subsp. vulgaris (sugar beet)
Lineage: Eukaryota; Viridiplantae; Streptophyta; Magnoliopsida; Caryophyllales; Amaranthaceae
Exons: 8
Coding region: 367-3069 (900 amino acids)
Molecular function (GO): DNA binding; protein dimerization activity
Source: RefSeq, a predicted model, not a curated record
GUGUAACUAUCUUCUAAUUACCACAUUUGAACUCACUGAAUUAUGAGGCGUAUCGUCAUUGAGUCAACCCAGCGAUCGAUCCAGAAUUCUGUAUCACUUAACGCGCAAAAGCAAACCCUAAUACCGGGUCACGUCCCACGCCUCACGAGUUACGCGACUCGUUCGAUUCAAAUCGUUCUACGCCGAUUCCUUCUCCUUCCUCCUCUAAAUCGCUCAAUUCUCCCCAAAUGUCCAAUUUCCUGCUUCCAUCAUCGAUAUUCUGACCAAGAAAAUCGCUAAAAAGCUGAAAUUUUGUAACAUUUCUCGGAUUGUGGCGUUAUCAGAAACGAUCAAAGCUACAGUUAAGGUGUAUGCUUAGUGUAGAAAAUGAUGGGAGAGAUGGUUCCACUCCGUCCGGCUGGAUAUGUGGACCCUGGCUGGGAGCACGGGACUGCCCAAGAUGAAAAGAAGAAGAAGGUGAAGUGCAACUAUUGUGGGAAAGUUGUUAGCGGAGGUAUAUAUAGAUUGAAGCAACAUUUGGCGCGAGUCUCUGGAGAAGUAACAUACUGUGAGAGGGCUCCGGAAGAGGUAUAUUUGAAAAUGAGAGGAAACUUGGAAGGUUGCCGCUCCAAUAAGAAGCCAAAGCUGUCUGAAAAUGAUGAGCAAACUUACUUGAAUUUUCAGUCUCCUGACGAUGAUGAUGAUGAUGCAAUGGAGAAUGCUGGAUAUAGAAGAAAAGGCAAAAAAGUAAUGAAUGAUAAGAGUUUGGUUUUAAAUUUAACUCCUCUUCGCUCAUUGGGAUAUGUUGACCCUGGUUGGGAGCAUGGGAUUGCUCAAGAUGAAAGGAAGAAAAAGGUGAAGUGCAACUACUGUGGCAAAAUAGUCAGUGGAGGCAUUAAUAGAUUUAAACAACACCUGGCCAGAAUUCCAGGUGAAGUUGCACCUUGUAAAAAUGCUCCUGAUGAAGUAUAUAUGAAGAUAAAGGAGAAUAUGAAAUGGCAUCGCAGAGGAAGAAGGCAUAGAAUGCCGGAUUCCAAGGAAACACCGUCCUUUUUUGUGCAUUCUGAUAAUGAACCUGAAGAGGAUGAACCAGAAGAAGAUGUCUUGCAUCACUUGAGCAAGGAUAGAGUAGUUAUUGGGGACAAGAGACUGGGAAAAGAUUUCAGGAGGGGUUUCAGUGGAAUGUCUUCAGGAAGUGGCUCAGAGAUGUACUUGAAAAAGUCAAGGCUAAAUUCUUCUGUCUUCAAGACCUCAAUGAGUCAUAUGCCACUGACUUACAAGCAAGGAAGCUGUGGUUCUAACAAAAGGAAUCGCAGGGAAGUAGUUUCUGCCAUUUGUGAGUUCUUCUAUUAUGCGGGGAUCCCAAUGGAAGUAGCUAACUCUCUAUCUUUUCAGAAGAUGCUAGAGCUUGUUGGUUACUAUGGACCAGGUCUUAUAGGGCCUUCAAGCCGGAUGAUAGCUGGUCGAUUUCUCCAGGAUGAACUGUCAACAGUCAAAAGCUAUCUAGCUGAGUACAGGACAUGCUGGGCAGUCACUGGCUGCUCCAUUAUGGCAGAUAGUUGGAAAAAUUCACAGGAUAGGACUCUAAUUAAUUUCUUAGUGUCCUGUCCUCGUGGUGUGUACUUUGUGUCUUUAGUUGAUGCCACUGAAUUAAUAGAUGACCCUUUAAGUUUAUUUAAGUUACUUGACAAAGUGGUGGAUGAGAUUGGUGAGGAAAAUGUUGUUCAGGUAGUUACUCAGAACACUCAGACUUUUAAGACUGCUGGAAAGAUGCUUGAAGACAAAAGAAAGAAUUUGUUUUGGACUCCAUGUGCUGCCUUUUGUAUGGAUAGAAUACUUGAAGAUUUCACAAAGAUGAAGCUGGUUGGUGAAUGCAUUGAGAAAGCCCAAAAAGUGUCGAAGUUCAUAUACAACCGGAUAUGGCUACUGAAUUUUAUGAAGAAGGAACAUACAGAGGGGCAAGACAUUCUAAGACCUGCUAUUACAAGAAAUGCUGCUACCUUUAUUAGCUUACAAGGUGUAUAUGAUCAUAGGAUAAGUCUUAGAAGGAUGUUCCAGUCAAACAAAUGGCAUAUAUGUCGGUUCUCCAGAACAGAUGAUGGCAAAGAAGUGGAGAAAAUUGUAUCAAAUGCUUCAUUCUGGAAGAAAAUGCAGUAUGUUUUGAAAUCCGUAGACCCAGUUCUGCAGGCACUGCAUAAGGUUGAUAGUAACAGCAACCUGUCUAUGCCAUAUGUAUAUAGUGACAUUUUAAGGGCGAAAUUCACAAUCAAAAGCAUGCAUGGUGACGAUGUACAUAAAUAUGGUCCAUUCUGGAGUGUGAUUGAUAGUCACCUGAGUUCCUUGUUCCAUCACCCAUUAUGUGUUGCUGCAUACUCCCUUAAUCCAGCCUAUAGAUAUCGGCCAGAUUAUCAGGCGAAUCCGGAGGUGGUUCGUGGACUAAAUGAAUGCAUCGUUCGUCUUGAACCAGACAGGGGGAGACAGAUUUCUGCGUCCAUGCAGAUCUCUGACUUUAUAUCGGCUAAAGCUGAUUUUGGGACUGAAUUGGCAAUCAGUACAAGAACUGAGCUUGAUCCAGCUGUUUGGUGGCAGCAACAUGGUAUAAAUUGUUUGGAAUUGCAGCAAUUAGCUGUACGCGUACUAAGUCAAACCUGCUCUUCAUUUGGAUGCGAACACAAUUGGAGCAUUUAUGAUCAGAUUCACCGUGAAAGGCAAAACCCUCUAGUGCACAAGAAGUUUACUGAUUUUUUGUAUGCUCACUAUAACUUGAGACUCAGGGAGCGCCAAAUAAGACAGUCAAAUGAGUUGAUGUCCCUUGAUAGUGCUCUUCUAGAAGGUUUACUCGAUGACUGGGUUGUAGAUCAGGCUGGCAGACAAGCCAUGCAAGAUGAUGAGCAAGAUAUGUUUGACCAUGGAGAUGGAUAUGACUAUGAUAUACUCGAGUAUGAUGAUGGUAACUCAUAUCUGAGGAGGGGAUCUCUAGACAUGGGGACACUAGCAGAUGUAGAGCCCUUGGAAGUACAUCAUAAUGCUGGUCCAGCCACAGAUGAUGAUGCAGAGCUCGAUUUCCUUGAUGAUGACUUAACUGAUUAGUUGAGUUACAGGACUUCAUCGACAUAACUAAGUUGCAUAUGGUCAAUUAAUACAAUCUGUUAAUCUUCAGCCGGCAGCCCGCUGGAGCGGAACUGGGAAGGCAGCUGUAUAUACCUUUUUUUGCAAUGUAAUCAUCAUUCUGUUGCUACAGGCUUUGUUGUAUCUUGGCUACACAGUCUAAGGCUCCCAGUUAAAACAAUCAAUUAUUUUGUUCAAAGAAA